This is a messenger RNA of Leptosia nina, 888 nucleotides long. The record is from the annotation of a GenBank genome assembly. NCBI's taxonomy places the organism in Eukaryota, Metazoa, Arthropoda, Insecta, Lepidoptera, Pieridae.
AUGGUUCAGGCAACAGACGAAGUGGAGGUUCCAGACUUGCCUCAAGCUAUUAAUUUGUUAAAGGAAAUGAACACGAAUGUGCAACAAGUAUCCUCCCUUAUUGAUAAUAUGUUAAUUCGGGUGAAACACGGUGAAAUGUCGACUGAUAAGGGAUUGAGCUUUUUAGAAAUGAAAUAUCAAAUGUUAUUAAGCUAUUUAAUCAACUUGACUUAUAUUGUGCUAAGAAAAUGCUCUGGUGAAAAAAUUGAGUCAGAUCCAUCUAUUGACAGACUAAUAGAGAUAAGAACUGUACUUGAAAAGAUACGUCCUAUAGAUUCUAAGUUGAAAUACCAAAUCGAUAAGCUAGUUAAAACUGCAGUGGUUGGUGCGACAUCAGAAGAUGAUCCACAGUCAUAUCAUGCCAAUCCAGGAAAUUUGAUGAGCAAAGUGGGUAAAGACGGAGAGGACUCAAGUGAGGCUUCAGACGAUGAUGACAAAUCUAAAGACAACAAGACAAAUAUUUAUGUUCCUCCCAAACUAGCUGCAGUACACUAUGAAGAGAAUAUCCCUAAAAUAAACAGUGAAAAGAAUAAAGAACGAGCUAAAAAACAAUUCUUAAACUCAAGUGUUAUGAGAGAACUUCGAGAUGAAUACUCCGAAGCUCCUACAGAAGUCACUACGGGGAACUAUGUAAAACAUUCAAUAUCUAAACGGGAACAGGAGAAAACAGAAUAUGAAGAGAAUUAUCUUACCCGUUUACCAGUUACUAAAGCUGAAAAGAACCACAGGAAGAAAUUGACAACAGUGGGUAUGUUAGCUGAUGAAAUAACAGGAAGUCGUUCUAUUUCACGAAAGCACAAACUUAAAUCUAAGAAAGGUAAAGGUUUCAAGAAAAGGAAAACUCAUUAG